This is a messenger RNA of Fusarium keratoplasticum, 1023 nucleotides long. RefSeq lists its product as uncharacterized. Gene Ontology annotation, biological process: NADPH regeneration. The coding region runs from base 1 to 1023 and encodes 340 amino acids. Gene Ontology annotation, molecular function: oxidoreductase activity; nucleotide binding. The transcript has 3 exons. Lineage: Eukaryota; Fungi; Ascomycota; Sordariomycetes; Hypocreales; Nectriaceae. The record is from RefSeq and is a predicted model, not a curated record. Gene Ontology annotation, cellular component: cytoplasm.
AUGCCAGUUCGACGAGUUCAAGUUGGUGUAGCAGACCUCGGCCGGAUGGGCAAGCGACACGCCAUCACCUGGCUCCAACAAGUCCAUCGCGCAGACCUCAUUGCCGUCUGUAGUCCUGACGCAGCCGAGAGGCAAUGGGCGAGCGAGGAAUUGGCGCCGCAUGGACUUACAGUAUAUGAAGACUUUGCCGACAUGCUUGCUCACAUUGGCCUUGAGGCUGUGUGUAUCGCCUCGGCGACGAGUGCACAUGCUGAGCAGUCCAACAUGGCCAUCAGAGCUGGAAAACAUGUGCUUUGUGAAAAGCCACUUUCAACUACUGUCGAAGUUUUCAACUCCCAAUCUGUGCUAGAUACUGCGGCGACACGACCCGAUCUCAAGGUCAUCUGUGGCUUCUCACGACGUUCUGAUGCCUCAUAUCGCGCUGCGUACGAAAAGGUCCAACAAGGCCUCAUAGGGCGACCGACGGUGAUGCGUUGCCAGAGCUGCGAGAUCCUGGACCCGACAGGACAGUUUGUCUUAUACGCCGCCAUCUCUGGAGGUGCCUUUGUGGACUCGUGCAUCCAUGAUAUUGACCUUGCCCUCUGGUUCUUUGGUGAAGAAGCCAAGAUUAAGUCAGUCCAUGCAGUUGGCACUGCAGCGUGCCACCUAGACUUGCGGCAAUACAACGACAGCGACAACGCUAUUGGUAUGAUGGAGUUCCACAACGGUCGAAUGAUCUCGCUCUUCGCAUCCCGGAAACUGGUGGUCAAUAUGAUGCCAAGGCUGAACCAUGUCCAUGUCUACCAAGCCGGCGGGGUAUCGCAGGAGAUGCCCCAGAAUUACUGGGAGAGAUUUCAGGACGCGUUUGUGACGCAGGCCAACAGGUUUUCCGAGACCGUGUUGGAUAACAAGCUGUCGUGGAUUGAGCUCGAAUCCGCGGUCGAGGUGGUCAAGAUUGGUGUUGCCUUGCAAGAGUCGAUGGUUACGGGGGGAAAGAUCUGGUUUGAUGAGCAAGGCCAACGGGUGAACAAGGCCCAGCUGUAG